ACUUCCCCAAUCACACACAGCAGUGACCGCUGAGAAACCACACACACUCGCUCACUUGCUGCUCCUAUCACACACACACACACACACACUCCAUGGGGGAGAAGGAGGUGAUCAGUGUUUGGGUUCGGGACCCUCGGAUCUGUAAAGAGGACUUCUGGCACGCUUACAUGGAUUAUGAGAUCUGUAUACACACCAACAGCUUGGCGUUUAACAGGAAGAGCUCGUGUGUGAGGAGGAGAUUUAGCGAGUUUGUUUGGCUCAGACAGAAACUCCAGGAGAACACGUUACUGCUUGUAAAUCUUCCUGAGUUACCUCCAAAGAACCCCUUUUUCAGUCUGAAUAACGGACAGCAGAUCAACACACGCAUGAAGGGCCUUCAGCAGUUCCUACAGACUGUGGUGAUGAAUCCCGUGCUGCUGUCGGACAGCUGCCUGCACCUCUUCCUCCAAUCACAGCUCAGCGUGCCGCACAUGGAGGCGUGUGCGGAGGGAAGGGGCGGAGUCACCGUGACGAUGGCUGUGCGUAGCUCCGCCCUCUCCAGCCGGCGCUUUGGGCCCGAGAGAGAGGAGGACCUGAGAGAAGACCACCAAGAGCAAGAGGAGGACCUGAGAGAGGACCACCAAGAGCACAGAGAGGACCUGAAAGAAGACCACCUGGUGAUAGGACGAGCUGGGAGAGAAGCAGCUGAAGUGUGUGUAUCAGAUGUGCCCUGACCAAGAACACACACUCUCUCCCUCCCUCCCUCUUUCUCUCCCUCCCUCUUUCUCUC
Molecule: messenger RNA, 769 nt
Organism: Sardina pilchardus (European sardine)
Lineage: Eukaryota; Metazoa; Chordata; Actinopteri; Clupeiformes; Clupeidae
Gene: snx10b
Product: sorting nexin 10b
Exons: 4
Coding region: 93-713 (206 amino acids)
Biological process (GO): intracellular protein transport; vesicle organization; cilium assembly
Cellular component (GO): endosome
Molecular function (GO): phosphatidylinositol phosphate binding
Source: RefSeq, a predicted model, not a curated record